AUGGAGUUGCAAGUUAGUCGUGAACUGUUUCUGCUUGUAUUCUGCAUGUAUGUGACACGGGGUCAAAUAGACAGCCCCUGUCAGCUCAUCCAUGUACAAAAAAGCGCUAUGUCCGAUCUAGCAUAUCUGGGAAUUCCUAGAUCGAAUUCAUCUGACCUGCAAAUACCCAGCCAGUGUCUGUCUGGAAGCGUUAACUGGCAUAGUCCAAUGGGGGUAAUGAGCUUACACCUGACCCGUGCCGACCGCCCAUAUCAGUUGUGUCUGCAGGGCACAUGGUCAACAGAUCUUGGUGGAGUCUCCAAGGUGGUUAAAGGGGUAGAGACUGUGCUCCCAUUACCUACGCGAGAUUCCCUAUCAUGUACCGAGGAUGUUGAUGGUAAAGCCCGGCUGUUGGUUAGCGCUACUAGCUACCUACUCUACAUGACCGAGUUCGCCUUUAGAGUCGUUAAGCUAGGAUCUCCUUGA
Candidula unifasciata is the source of this 465-nucleotide messenger RNA. Lineage: Eukaryota; Metazoa; Mollusca; Gastropoda; Stylommatophora; Geomitridae. The record is from the annotation of a GenBank genome assembly.